This is a messenger RNA of Penicillium concentricum, 195 nucleotides long. RefSeq lists its product as uncharacterized. Lineage: Eukaryota; Fungi; Ascomycota; Eurotiomycetes; Eurotiales; Aspergillaceae. The record is from RefSeq and is a predicted model, not a curated record. The transcript has a single exon. The coding region runs from base 1 to 195 and encodes 64 amino acids.
AUGGACAAUCCUGGUGACUGUCCACCUCGGGUGCCUGGGUUCAAUGCUAUGCCCGUGGAUUAUGAGCUAGACGUCAGUGAGUGCUUUGCCCAUACGGCGAGCGAUAAUCGUGCUCUGCGUCUCACAAAGCCCGAAAUCUUGACGUUGCGUCUGAUGGAACAUCUCACCGACAAGACAAACUGGUUGCAUUUUUAA